CGCAUGCGUCAGUACCUUCUUUGCACAUCAGUUGGUGCGAGUGUUGUGUGUGCUUCUAUCUUGGAUUACCAUUUAUUUUAUUUGGUAGAGGGUAGAAGUGCAGAACGAUGCUGGGCUCCAGCUCGACGCGGGUGUUCAAGCUGCCUGCGAUCUGACCCAAACUGUCAAGUGUCUUCUCGCAAUUCAGUCUUUCAUUCCCUGGAGGAGAGUCAGUGAACAGUGGAAAGUUGCAAGUAGUCCAAGAGUCAACCAAAAGGUCUAUUUUCAUCUUAGUUUCUCAUGGUGCCACCUUUCAAAAUGUGCAAACAAAGUAACUGCAAAAGAGUCUUAAAGAUGGUGUUCCUUUGAUAGAAUAUUUUCCAUCAGAAGAGAAGAAAAACAAGCCAUCAAUAUGAAUAAAAUGGUAUCGACCUUGUCUCUUGCAAUCCACCCGGAGAGCAAAGAGGACAACAUGGCCAAGAAGCUGGACAAUUUGAAACAAGAAAUAGACAUAACGGAUCACACAAUUCCGUUAAAUGAUUUCUAUAGGAAAUACCAAACGCACCCUGAGAAAGGCCUUUCCACCCAACAGGCAAAGACGUUUCUCGCGCGAGACGGGCCAAACGCCUUGACUCCGGAGAAAAGGACUCCAGCAUGGGUGAUUCUACUCAAACAUUUAUUCCAAGGGUUCUCAAUCCUGUUAUGGAUUGGGGCCGUUUUAUGUUUUACCGCGUAUUUUAUAGAGUCUCAGGUGUCGGAAGAGGCUCCCAGGGACAAUUUAUGGUUAGGUAUAGUGUUGUGUUGUGUAUGUACUAUCACCGGUGUAUUUUCAUACUCACAGGAGGCGAAGAGCUCAAGAAUAAUGGAUUCCUUUAAGAACAUGGUUCCUACUUAUGCGAACGUCAUCAGAGACAGCCAGAAGAAGACGAUUCUGUCUCAAGAACUGGUAGUGGGAGAUGUCGUGUUGGUCAAGUUCGGAGAUCGUGUACCAGCUGAUAUCAGAGUUAUCGAGAGUCAAGGAUUCAAAGUCGACAAUUCAUCUCUGACUGGUGAAUCUGAACCACAGUCGAGGUCAAUAGAGUGUACCCACGAAAUAGCACUUGAGACAAAGAACCUAGCGUUUUUCUCUACAAAUGCUGUUGAAGGGACAGCUAAAGGAGUUGUUAUUCUCACUGGGGAUCACACAGUCAUGGGCAGGAUAGCGGGUCUUACAUCGGGUCUGAAGACUGGAGAUACUCCGAUAGCCAAGGAAAUUCACCACUUCAUGCAUCUUAUAUCUUGUUGGGCGAUGUUUCUUGGUUUCACUUUCUUUUUAUUGUCAUUCGCUUUAGGUUACCACUGGUUGGACGCUGUGAUUUUCCUCAUAGGAAUCAUUGUCGCCAACGUUCCAGAAGGUCUUUGCGCUACAGUGACAGUUUGUUUGUCUCUAACUGCUAAAAGAAUGGCCUCCAAGAACUGUGUUGUGAAACAUCUGGAAGCUGUAGAGACUUUGGGAUCUACCUCAACCAUCUGCUCGGAUAAAACCGGAACGCUAACUCAAAAUCGGAUGACCGUUACCCACAUUAGUUACAAUCUAGACAUAUUUGAUGUAGAUUACUGUUUGUACGAUAGUGGUUUAGCUGAUAGAAACUGCAGUGAGUAUAAGGAACUGUUUAGAGCUGGAUGUCUGUGCAGUCGAGCUGAAUAUUUAUCGAACCAAGAUGAAGUCCCGAUCCUAAAAAGGGAUGUGAUGGGUGAUGCAUCCGAAGCAGCUAUUUUGAAAUUUUCAAGUUUAGCUGAAGGAGACGUUAUGGAAUUCAGAAAACGACACAGGAAAGUAUGUGAAAUCCCCUUCAACUCCACAGACAAGUUCCAGGUAUCAAUUCAUGUUCUUCCAGACUCCAACAAACACCUGUUGGUUAUGAAAGGUGCUCCCGAGAGGAUAUUCGAACGUUGCUCAAGAAUACGAAUUGACGACACUGAAGUGCCUAUCGACGACAGAAUACGAGAAGAAUUUGAAAUUAUUAUAGAACAGCUCGGGAACUUUGGCGAGAGAGUUUUAGGCUUUUGUCAGUUACCAUUGAGCAACGAUUUUCCAUUGGGAUUUAAAUUCAAUAGCGAAAAGCCAAAUUUCCCCCUAACUGGUUUGAGCUUCCUCGGACUCAUGUCAAUGCUUGAUCCACCGCGCCCGGCUGUACCAGAUGCUGUUGCAAAGUGUCGAACUGCAGGAAUCCGUGUUGUCAUGGUAACUGGAGAUCACCCUGUAACAGCCAAGGCUAUAGCUAAGUCCGUUGGAAUCAUAUCUGAAGGAUCCGAGACUUUGGAAGACAUGGCGAAACGAUUAAACGUUCCAGUGUCAUCACUUGAUCCGAGUGAAUCUACCACAAUUGUGAUUCAAGGAUCAAAGCUGCGAGAUAUGACUUCAGAUCAACUUAAACACAUUCUGAAAACCCAUAAGGAAAUUGUUUUCGCCAGAACAUCUCCAACUCAAAAACUGCACAUCGUUGAAGGCUUCCAAGAACUAGGAGCUAUCGUGGCAGUGACAGGUGAUGGUGUGAACGACUCACCAGCUUUGAAAAAGGCCGACAUCGGAAUCGCUAUGGGAAUCACUGGUUCUGACGUGUCAAAACAAACCGCAGACAUGAUAUUGCUGGAUGACAACUUCGCCUCAAUCGUCACCGGUGUGGAAGAGGGGAGACUGAUAUUUGACAACCUGAAGAAAUCCAUUGCGUACACUCUGGCAUCAAACGUACCUGAAAUUACUCCAUUCCUUGCAUUUAUAGUUAGUGGAAUCCCAUUGCCCCUGGGAGUCGUAGCCAUCUUGUGUAUUGAUCUCGGUACCGACAUGUGGCCAGCCAUAUCUCUCGCUUACGAAGCUCCAGAGUCUGACAUCAUGCGUCGUCGUCCCCGAAACCCCAGGAAGGACAAACUCGUCAACGGCAAACUGAUCUUCUUAGCCUACGGACAGAUUGGAGUAAUCGAAGCCGUCGCAGGAUUCUUCUCCUAUUACGUCAUCAUGGCUCAAAACGGUUGGUGGCCUAUGAAGCUUUUCGGCAUCAGGAAAUACUGGGACUCCAACAGCAUCAACGACCUCGAGGACUCUUAUGGUCAGGAAUGGACCUUCGCCAACAGAAAGAUCCUCGAGUUCACAUGCCACACUGCCUUCUUCAUCGCCAUUGUAGUCGUGCAAUGGGCUGACCUAAUCAUUUGCAAGACUAGGUACAACUCGAUCACCCAUCAGGGAAUGGGCAACUGGGUACUCAACUUCGGCAUGGUGUUCGAGACGCUGUGUGCCUGCUUCGUCUCUUACUGUCCUGGCAUGAGCGAGGUGCUGAGGACCUACCCGGUGAGGUGGGAAUGGUGGCUGCCUGCCGUACCCUUCGCCAUCGUCAUCUUCGUCUACGAUGAGACCCGACGAUUCAUCAUGAGGCGCAACCGUGGAGGCUGGAUCGAGAGGGAGAUGUACUACUAAGCAUUUGUGUUCAACCAAAGACAACCGGCAGACUUGUCGAGCAAAAUGUUUGUAUAUAUUGUAGAUCAGUUGAAUUAAUUGAUAAGUUUUGUUAUAAUCGAACCAUGUUGUUACUAAACCGUCUCACGGUCGAUAUCUGUUCCUCCUCCUAAAUGCAUCCGUGCCGGGCGCAAAACGGUUAAGUAGAGUAUUUUCUAAACGCUGUUUUGUUUCAAUUAGUUCCAUAGAGCUUCGACGAUGCCGGAGAACAUAGUGAUAGUGUACCAAUGGAGGUGCGCAAGUGGGAACCUAUAGCAUCAAGUAGUUGUAACCAUAAUAAACAUGUAUUUGAUGGAAUAUGUCUUUAAAGUAAGAAUACCGAAUAAGCUUUAGGGUAUACAAAUCGUUAUACAAUAACGUAUGUCGAUAUCCAUGUAUUUGUUAUAGUGAGCGAUAUUUUUUCUAGAACCAUAUAAAGUAUUUGUUAUAUUGUCAAAGUUCUAUUGGCGUGUUUUCAAAACAAUAUUUUCUUACUCCUGUCUUUAUUCGAAUCCUAAAUUGUAUAUUUUUGACAGUUUUGGUUAGAAUGUGAGUCCACAAAAUGUAAUGGGAGAAGUUAUGUUUGUUGAGUCGGUCCCUAUUGUUUGCUACAGUUGUAGAUCGAAGAGUUAGUGUAGAUGGUCUAAAACCACCAUGUCAAUGUAUGUAGACUAGGCCUGAAUUCUGUAUCACUUGCCUUGCAGUUGAAAUUGACUGAAUAAACCAAUUCUGUGCCGUUCUUUUUUGAUAA
Macrosteles quadrilineatus (aster leafhopper) is the source of this 4199-nucleotide messenger RNA. RefSeq names its product sodium/potassium-transporting ATPase subunit alpha-like. Gene Ontology annotation, biological process: sodium ion export across plasma membrane; potassium ion import across plasma membrane; proton transmembrane transport. Gene Ontology annotation, cellular component: membrane. Gene Ontology annotation, molecular function: ATP binding; ATP hydrolysis activity; P-type sodium:potassium-exchanging transporter activity. The coding region runs from base 392 to 3430 and encodes 1012 amino acids. The record is from RefSeq and is a predicted model, not a curated record. The transcript is spliced from 2 exons. NCBI's taxonomy places the organism in Eukaryota, Metazoa, Arthropoda, Insecta, Hemiptera, Cicadellidae.